AUGACAAAGGGUAGCGUUGACCAUUUUGAGAAUAUUUCAUCUACUGGAACUGAACACAAGUCACUACAUUCACGUAUCAAUGAAUUGGAAGAGCAUAUUCUUGGUAAAGUUACCACAAGUGAUGAUGGUGCCUAUGUUAUCUUGGACAACAAAAAGUAUCCUAAGUCAGAAUUAGUCAAGGCUUUUGGUGGUUUCAUGAACCCUGGUUGGGCUAUUCCUUCGGUUCACAAGUUUGGUAAUCCAGCUCCUUUAGGUUUAUGCGGCUUUGCUUAUUGCACCUUUUUUGCAUCAUUGGUCAACAUGCGAACUAGACAUGUUGAAAAUGAUGCUUUAAAUAUGGGUGCUGCAAUGUUCUAUGGUGGUUUUAUCCAGUUCAUUGCCGGACUUUGGGAAAUCUCGCUUGAAAACGCUUUUGGUGGUUUGGCAUUUUGCUCUUUUGGCGGCUACUGGAUGGCAGUGGCUGCGAAUCAUAUUCCUUGGUUCAAUAUUGCCAGUUCUUAUGCAACCAAAGAAGAGAUGAAGUCUGCUACCGGAUUUUUCCAUCUUGGUUGGGUGUUAUUCACUGUCCUCUUGGUCACUUGUACAGUGAAAUCUACUGUCCUGUUUUUCACAUUAUUCAUUUUUGUUUUAAUGAGAUUGAUUUUGUUAACGGCUGCAGAUCUGGCGGACAGUCAUGCAUGUGAGUUUGCUGCUGGGGUCUUCGGUAUUUUGGCUGCUCUUUUAGCUUGGUACCACGCAUAUGCCGGUUUAGCUACUCUCCAAAACUCGUAUUACGUUGUUGAAUCAAAACCAAUGCCAAUUAUUAAAACAAAAAAACAAAAACUACUAGAAUCUAAUGGAUCUGAUCAGGAAUCCAUUUAA
This is a messenger RNA of Pichia kudriavzevii, 861 nucleotides long. RefSeq lists its product as uncharacterized. Bases 1 to 861 code for a protein of 286 amino acids. Lineage: Eukaryota; Fungi; Ascomycota; Pichiomycetes; Pichiales; Pichiaceae. The transcript has a single exon. Gene Ontology annotation, cellular component: plasma membrane. The record is from RefSeq and is a predicted model, not a curated record. Gene Ontology annotation, molecular function: acetate transmembrane transporter activity.